CGCCGGAUGGCGAUGAUAUGUAUACCAACAGCUUCAGUAGCGUUUCAUUCUUGGUAGUUUAAUAGUAAAUUAUAUGACUAAUUUGUAAAUUGCACGCGUAUUGGCCCAAUUAUAGCUGUAAAAUAAUUGUAUGUGAUCACAGCAUCAUAUUUUUGGAGUUCAGACAGCUCGUGGACAAUAAACGUUAGCAGUUACAGUAGCUACAAGACAUUUACCGGCUAACGGUUAGUGACAGAAAUUUAUUAGAAUUGGUUCUUCCGCUGCGACGUUAUGAGUUAUGGGUAUGGCGGCUGCGGUGGACGAAGAGGCAGAAGAGGAGGUCGAGGUAAUAGAGACGGCAGCAGAGAAAGAUGGGACCGAGGAGGAGGAGGAGGAAGAGGGAGCAUGAGAGGGCACAGCUCCGACUAUGACCACGACGGAGGAGCAGAUGGUGGACAACGGGACCGUCCUCCACCACACCUGAGAGGCCGUGAGAUCGGUCUGUGGUACGCCAGAUACGGAGCUGUGAGGAGGAAACAGGCUGACCGCAGAUCGCGGGCAGUCGUCCAAAUGGAUGAGGCCAGAGAGCAGCACAUUACCAGGCUGCUUAAUUCUGUCCAGAAUGAUCAACCUCGUCCAGAGAGAGACAGCAGGGAUGUCAGAGCCACUUCAUCUGAUAACUGGCAUGGAGCUAGUACUAGCACUGGUCAUUGUUACUUUGAUGGAGAUUUGCCUGAAGAUAAACCUAAGAAUGAGAGCAAAUCUGUCAAGGAGGAAGAGGAGGACGAAGAUUGUAGUAUGGCAGAAAACAAAGGAGUUCACAAAUCUCAGAGUUACUCUCAGGCUAAAGAUGAGCCUCCAGACAUGUGGGAUGAAGAUGAACAGGAGGAGGACAAAGAGAAACUGAGAAUUCCAGAUAAAGAUGCAGAGUUCUUACUUCAGGAAAUAGUCAGAGACAGGUCUCUGGAUGAUUAUUUAAAGAGUGAUCUUGAGAGCAAAAAAUCUGAUAUGAAGUACAAGGAAAUGCUGAAAUUCAGAGAAAAACUCCCAUCGUAUGGGAAAAGAGAGGAACUGGUGGAACUGAUCAACUCUAACCGGGUCUUGGUUGUGAGUGGAGAGACAGGGUGUGGAAAGACCACCCAGGUCACUCAGUUCAUCCUGGACGACUAUAUUAACCGAGGCGUGGGGUCAACAUGCCGUAUUGUCUGCACACAGCCUCGUCGCAUCAGUGCUAUUUCUGUAGCAGAACGUGUUGCAGCAGAAAGAGCAGAAAGUGUAGGGAAUGGGAAUUCCUGUGGUUAUCAAAUCCGCCUUCAAAGUCGGUUACCACGGAGACAAGGAUCGGUCCUGUACUGUACAACAGGCAUUAUUCUUCAGUGGCUUCGCUCAGACCCAUUGUUGUCAAGUAUCAGCCACCUGGUGCUGGAUGAGAUUCAUGAGAGGAACCUACAGUCUGAUGUUUUACUCAUCAUUGUGAAGGACCUACUCCAUAUGCGUGAUGACCUUAAGGUCAUCCUCAUGAGUGCCACACUAAAUGCUGAGAAGUUCUCUCAAUAUUUUGACAACUGUCCUAUGAUACACAUUCCUGGUUUGACCUUCCCAGUGAAGGAAUUUUUCCUUGAAGAUGUUGUGGAAAUGACAAGGUAUCAGCCCCAGAAUAGGGACCGCCGCUCCUCCUGGAAACGAGGCUUUUGGCAAGGACACAACUCCAGACCUGAGAAAGAGGUGAAAGAGGCGGAGUACAGAGAGAUGUGGCCUUGUUUUGCACGAACAUUAGAGGGCAGAUACUCUCACACAACCAUUGAGGCACUGGAGAAGUUGGACAACGAUGACAAAAUCGACUUGGAACUUAUCAUGGCACUGAUACACCACAUUGUGCGCGAAGAUGAAGAAGGAGCAAUCCUGGUUUUCCUGCCUGGCUGGGACAAUAUCAGCAGUCUGAAUGACCUGCUCAUGGCUCAACCUAUGUUUCGAUCAGAUCGGUUCGUUAUCUUCCCUUUGCACUCCCUCAUGCCGACUGUUAAUCAGACUCAGGUGUUCAAAAAGCCUCCUCCUGGAGUUCGAAAGAUCAUAAUAGCUACCAAUAUAGCUGAGACUAGCAUCACCAUAGAUGAUGUCGUGUAUGUGAUAGAUGGAGGGAAAAUUAAGGAAACCAACUUUGACACCCAUAACAACAUCAGCACCAUGGCAGCAGAGUGGGUUAGUCUGGCCAACGCCAAACAAAGAAAAGGACGUGCGGGCAGGGUGCGUCCAGGGAAGUGCUAUCAUCUUUAUAACAAUCUCAGGGCCAGUCUGCUGGAUGACUAUCAAUUACCCGAAAUCAUGAGGACGCCGCUGGAGGAGCUAUGCUUGCAGAUCAAGAUUUUGAAGCUUGGAUCAAUCGCUAGAUUUCUGGAAAAAGCUCUGGACCCUCCAACUGAAAAGGCUGUCAAUCUAUCCAUCAAGAACCUCACUGACCUGAAUGCCUUGGAUCAUGCAGAGAACCUGACAGCGCUUGGCAUCCAUCUGGCUCGUCUACCCGUGGAGCCCCACAUUGGCAAACUCAUACUGUUCGGAGCUCUGCUGGGCUGCCUUGACCCUGUCCUCACCAUCGCAGCUUCACUCAGCUUCAAAGACCCUUUCUUCAUACCCCUGGGUAAAGAAAAGAUGGCAGAUAUGAAAAGAAAAGUGCUGUCCAGAAACUCCAAGAGUGACCACCUCACUAUUGUCAAUGCCUUUCAGGGUUGGGAGGAUGCGAAACAGCGUGGUGCGAGAUAUGAGAGGGAGUACUGCUGGGACAACUUCCUGUCUGCCAAUACUCUCCAGAUGCUGCACAACAUGAAGGGUCAGUUUGCUGAGCAUCUAAUGCAUGCAGGCUUUGUCAGCAGCAAGGACCCCAAAGACCCCAAAUCUAAUGUCAACUCAGACAAUGACAAGUUAAUCAAGGCGGUGAUUGUCGCUGGUCUGUACCCAAAGGUGGCCAUGAUCAGACCAUGUCACAGCAAGAAAAGGCCGGUCAAGGUGUACACACAGGCUGAUGGAAAGGUGUGUAUCCACCCGAAAUCAGUGAAUUCUGAAGAGACUGAGUUCAAUUAUACGUGGCUCAUCUAUCACCUGAAGAUGAGAACAACUAGCAUCUUCCUCUACGAUUGCACCGAGGUAUCCCCGUUCUCCCUGCUGUUCUUCGGAGGAGACAUCACUAUACAGAGAGAUGAGGACCAGGAGACCAUCGCAGUUGACCAGUGGAUCGUUUUCAGAUCCCCUGCACGCAUUGCACAUCUUGUCAAGAGUCUGAAAAAAGAGCUGGACUCUCUGUUGGAGGAGAAAAUCCGUAACCCUGCACCUGUUGACUGGCAAAACCGUCAGUCCAAAGACUGUGCCGUCAUCACAGCCAUCAUAGACCUCAUCACCACCCAGGAGAAGUCUACAGGUACGAGCGCUACAGGCUAUGACAGAGCAUGGGCACCCGCUCCGAGAGGACAACACAUAUACUUCAACAACAAUGAUGAUGACGAUGAUGACUAAUGGCCAUGUUGAAGAGAAUUCCUUUGUUCUGCUGGCUGAGAAGAAAAUAGCUUAAGAAAUGACUGAUUGUAUCCAUGGAAGAUGGCACAGAGGUUAGUUGAGAUAUUUAUGGCAAAAGGAUGACUGCUUGGAUGGUGAGACUUAGUUGAAAUUUUAGAGGUGCUUCUGAAGAGGCCAAACGCAAGAUCCCCAAAAUACUGGACAACAUGAGCAUUUGAAUGACACUCAUGAUUGUGUUUCUUUGUUUUUGGUCAUUUUAUGCAAAGACCCAUCCGUGUUCUUAUGCAGUCAUCAUUUGUUUUGUUCAUUUGUUAGUUUUUACAUUUCUGCACAAUAAAGUUCCAAAAACACCUCA
Sphaeramia orbicularis (orbiculate cardinalfish) is the source of this 3838-nucleotide messenger RNA. It is a transcript of the gene dhx36, whose product is annotated as DEAH (Asp-Glu-Ala-His) box polypeptide 36. The transcript is spliced from 26 exons. Lineage: Eukaryota; Metazoa; Chordata; Actinopteri; Kurtiformes; Apogonidae. Gene Ontology annotation, cellular component: cytoplasm; nucleus; intracellular anatomical structure. The record is from RefSeq and is a predicted model, not a curated record. Gene Ontology annotation, molecular function: RNA helicase activity; ATP binding; G-quadruplex RNA binding. The coding region runs from base 271 to 3483 and encodes 1070 amino acids.